CUAACAUGCCAUGAGGAGUGGCUUUUGCGCCCUGUUGUCUGUUUUACUCUCCUAGGUUGCAUUCUAUCUAUAUAACCUGACCUGCUCUGCAACUCUUACCUCCUCACGCUUCUACCAUGGCGGAGUCCUCCAAUGCCGCCCCGGCCUCAGGCCCGGCCCAGUCCGCGGCCUCGAGCAGCGCUCCCAAGGCUCCCAACCCGGCCUUCAGAAUGCUCGGCAUGCCCAAUAUUCGCAUGAAACUCCCCUCCCGCAACUGGAUGAUCUUCUUCACCGUCACCGGCUCCUUUGCCGCGGCUGUAAUCUACGACCGUAAAGAGAAACGCCGUGCGCAACGCAAAUGGGGGGAUCUUGUUGCCCACCUCUCCAAAGAGACUCUCCCUAUCGAGCAAACCCGACGCAAAAUCACCGUUUUCCUGUCCGCCCCUCCAGGCGACGGUCUCCGCGUAGCCCGCGACCACUUCAAAGAAUACGUCAAGCCGAUCCUCGUCGCAGCGGCACUAGACUACCAAGUCAUUGAAGGCAGAAGGGAAGGCGAUAUCCGUGCUGGCUUCGCGGAGCGCAUCCGCAAGUUCAGACGCAAGGUAGGCGAACCCAGCACCGUGGUGGAAGAAACCAACAAAGAGGAUAUUGUCAUGGCCGCCAGGACGCAGAUUGGCGUGACGGAGGAGCCUGGCCCUAAGGGUGAUCUGAUCAUUGGUCGUCACACAUGGAAGGAAUAUAUUCGUGGUCUGCACGAAGGCUGGCUGGGACCUCUGGACCCUCCUCCCCCUCCUCCCACUGAGGAGCCCGCUUCCUCCCCUGAAGUUGCGGAAACGGCCACUCCCACCGAAGGCACACCCGCCACAGAGACAUCGUCAGAGAACAAGCCAGAAGGAGACGCGAACGCCCCCGAGAAGGAGAAGAAGGACGAAAAGCCCGCCAAACCCACCGGCCCAACCCCAACCUAUUUGUCUCCCACCGACUACUCCUCACAACCUCUCCCCCCAACUCUCCCUCCAUCUCUUGAAGGCUCCACCCCCAUCGCCUUCCCCCACAUUCUGGGCUUCCUGAACACCCCCAUCAGACUCUACCGAUACCUCAACCAGCGCCACCUCGCCGAGAGCGUUGGCCGCGACGUCGCAGCCAUGGUCCUAGCCUCCUACAGCCGCCCUUACACCACCGGCUCCUCCACCUUCGACUCUGACUCCGACGCCCCCGUCGCCACCUCCGACGACACCCUAGGCACGACCUACGAACAACAAAGCAUCCUCGAAGACGAAGAAAAGGAAUGGCACAAGUCCGUCCACCGCAAGGACGAAGCCAACCCAGACAAGGAGCACGAAUGGCUAAACGACAUCGUCCUCGACCCCCGCAUCGCAUCCCGCAUGCACCGCUACACAAUGUCCCCAGAGGAAGAAGCCCGGGCUCAGCGCAUCCUCGAAAACCAGGAAUACAUCCUUGGCGAGGAGCGACCCGUCCCUGUCCCCUUCUGGAAACACAUGUGGAUCAAGUACGGAUACGGCGAAGACGAAGAAACUCUGAAGAGAAAGCCUAUCCUGGGCAACCUCGACGAAGAGUAAUCCACUCAGCGGACACAAACCACCAUAAAUAGAAAAAUAGAUUUCUCUACAUGUGUCGGGUUAAGGUAUAUAGACAACAUUUAUGUCUUGCUAUUUUCCUCUUCUUCUUUUGGGUGAUACGAAUCAUUGCAUGGGAAACGUGUAUGUUCUAGUUCUGUCUGUGUCUAGCUAUUUGUACUAUCAUCUCCUUUUCACUGUAUAUUAGUCGAAAUUCAAACAUCAUCCUGG
Aspergillus sclerotioniger CBS 115572 is the source of this 1787-nucleotide messenger RNA. RefSeq names its product Tim22-complex subunit TIM54. NCBI's taxonomy places the organism in Eukaryota, Fungi, Ascomycota, Eurotiomycetes, Eurotiales, Aspergillaceae. The coding region runs from base 117 to 1559 and encodes 480 amino acids. The record is from RefSeq and is a predicted model, not a curated record. Gene Ontology annotation, cellular component: intracellular membrane-bounded organelle; cytoplasm; membrane. Gene Ontology annotation, biological process: sphingosine biosynthetic process. The transcript is spliced from 2 exons.